Molecule: messenger RNA, 939 nt
Organism: Arxiozyma heterogenica
Lineage: Eukaryota; Fungi; Ascomycota; Saccharomycetes; Saccharomycetales; Saccharomycetaceae
Gene: PNP1
Product: purine-nucleoside phosphorylase
Exons: 1
Coding region: 1-939 (312 amino acids)
Biological process (GO): nucleoside metabolic process
Cellular component (GO): cytoplasm
Molecular function (GO): purine-nucleoside phosphorylase activity
Source: RefSeq, a predicted model, not a curated record
AUGAAUUCUGGUACAUUUGAUCUUGAUAAUGAGAGGAGUAAAAUCUCUAAUGCUGCUAAUUAUUUGAAUGAACGUCUUGCUUCACAUAUGAAAGAGCAUGUGAAUGCAGAACCACCAAGAAUAUUAAUCAUAUGUGGUUCUGGUCUUGGUGGUAUUUCUAAUAGACUAGAAAAAAGUGAUCCUCCUAUUUUGACUAUUCCAUAUGAAGAGAUACCAGAAUUUAAGCGUAGUACUGUUCCAGGUCAUUCGGGUUCUUUACUCUUUGGAAAAAUGCAAGGAACACCUGUAGUAUUGAUGAAUGGGAGAUUACAUGGAUAUGAAGGUAACUCAAUAUGGGAAACCGUUUUUCCUUUACGUGUCAUUAAUCAGAUGGGUCACAUUAAAUUGUUAAUAGUGACAAAUGCUUCUGGUGGGAUAAAUCCAGAUUUUAAUGCAUGCGAUUUGAUGUGUAUUUCAGAUCAUAUUAACCUCCCAGGUCUGGCUGGUUUACAUCCUUUGAAAGGACCAAACUUUGAUGAGCUUGGCCCUCGUUUUUUACCUCUAAGUGAUGCUUAUGAUUUAGCAUUAAGAAAAUUAUUAUUCAGGAAAUGGAAAGAAUUAAAUAUUGAAAGACCUUUAAGAGAAGGUAUUUAUGUGUUUGUAUCUGGUCCUACUUUUGAGACAAGGGCAGAGAGCAGAAUGAUAAGAAUGCUCGGUGGCGAUGCAGUCGGAAUGAGUACCGUUCCUGAAGUUAUUGUGGCAAGGCAUUGUGGAUGGAAAGUAUUAGCAUUAAGUUUAAUAACAAAUAAAUGUGUUACGGAUUAUCCUGCAAGUGCAUUAGAUGAUAAUCCAACUUCAUUAAAAGAAGGAAUUGCAUCUCAUCAAGAAGUCUUAGAAAAUGGGAAGAUUGCAUCUUUGGAUGUUGAAAGAUUGGUUGAGGCUGUAGUUGGUGAUCUUUAA